GCCCUCUGGUGAGUGGUGGUUGCAGCAUCGAUUCGAUGAAGCUCUGGGCCCCCCCCUGCCGUCAUUGAGACGUCUGUGAGCGGGAUGUAAGUAGGUAGGUAUUAGUGCCUAGUCCACGGUCGUUCGUCUUAGCUGCUUCAGUCUACUGCCAUUUACUUGGACGUGUGUCCCCCAAAUUCCCAGCUUUCUCCCUCUUUCUCUCUCUCGUAUUCUUCCUUUUUUGCAUCGGUUUUCUGUACUUUUCGGUCAAGGUUGCAUUUACGAAAGAUACCCUGCCGCAUAUCAAAUUGUGGCAUUUGGUGCGAAUACUCCCCCCCGUUGUCCAGGCCUUUGACGAUAGCUACGACACAAAACGCCAGCCAUGUCUUCGCUUUGGGGUUCGAGGAACAAGAAGGACGACGACCAGGAGGUUCGUGAUGGACCUGGUCCUCCGGAAGAGAGAGGAUCGAAUGAGUACGCGGCACGGGAACCCGACGAACACACUCGGCUCCUACCGAACCGGCUCGACAGCGACAACCGCCAGUAUUUGACGCCCGAUGACCCGGCGGUGUCGCCGUACAACCUGUGGACGGUGCGAUUGCUGCGAUGGGUGACUGUUCUCUUCACGACCCUCACUUUUACGUGGUGGACUCUGACUUUGGUUUCCUCCUUCGUUACGCCGCCUGGCAUGCAUACCCGCGGUUCCGGAUUUUACGCCUUCAGCUAUUCGAGUGUGGCACUGUUCACGCUUUUGUUUACUCUCGUGUUCUUUGCGGCUCCGUCCAAGGCUGUCCGGGUUCUGGCCAUCUUCAUGGCUCUCAUGCUACUUGUCAACAUGAUCCUUAUUGUUGCGGUGCAGAAGAACCGUUACGAAGAGGCCGGAGUGGGAGUUGCGAGCGUUGUCUGGGCAUUCGUCGUGAGCUUGUGGGCACUUGCCUGUGACCGAACUGUGAAAUGGGGCAAAGCUGAAGAGGAGGAGAGGCUCACUGGCCGCGUUGAGACGAGACGCACAGUCUGGGAGUGGACCGAGGUGCUCAUCUCAACGGUGGCCUAUAUCGUCCUGUCUCUGAUCAUCAUUCUUAUCACUGCCACUCUGAUUCUGCGAUCUCUUGAUGCCGGUUUCGGCCCGCCGGGCGAGCAGUACUGGGUCGAUGGCGACCAAUACCGCAUUCACGUCUACUGCGAUGGCAACGGCACCGAUGCCGCAGGCAACAAGCUGCCUACUGUUUUCUUCGAGGGAGGUGACUUGCCAGUCGAGAAUGGACUGUGGCAAUUUGCGCAAAACGCUCUGAAGAACGACUCCAUCUCAAGAUACUGCUUCGCUGACCGUCCGGGCUACGGAUGGAGCGAUACCGCCCCCAGCCCUCUGUCAGCAGGCAUGGCAACUGACGCCCUCAGCGAGGCUCUCGCACGAGCUGGUGAGAAGGGCCCUUGGAUCCUUGCCAGCGCUGGAAUUGGUUCCGUUUACUCUCAAAUCUUCUCCUCUCGACACGGCAGAGAAGUAAACGGCCUUCUUCUGAUCGACCCGCUUCACGAAGACCUUCUUCACCGGGUUUCGGACCCCGGCAGAGGCUUCUCCUACUGGCUUCGUGGCGUAUUCUCGCCUCUUGGAAUCGAACGUCUCCCAGGCGCCAUCUUCCGUGGACGCACUAGCGCAGACCGCGUCUGGGGUCGUUCAGCCAGACAGAGUGGAAAGUACCUGUUCUCAAAGUUGCAGGAGAGUCUCGUCGCCGAUUCGCUCACCAAGCGUGAGGUGAUUAGCAGUAAGGCCAUCCAGUACCCGAAUACCCCUCUGGUGGUCAUCAGCUCCGGCGUCAACAUUCGCAAGGACAGCGAAUGGGAGGACAAGCAGAGAGAUUUCAGCCAUCUGACGAGAAACCUGAAGCAUUGGGAUACGGUCGACGAUGCGCCUCACAACGUGUGGGAGACGUUGGAUGGACGUCAGAAGAUUGAGAAGAGACUCCGGCAAAUGGUCCAUGCGUGAACCUAUUGAUAACGGCGUGGCGGGCCUUGGCAUAUAGUUUGUUGGAUUGGGGCGAGUUUGAACGUUGUACCCGUACGGAGUUAUACAGAUACGGUCGGGUGGCCAUCCCUGAGUUGGGUUUAAUUGCGGUGCGAGCGACGGCUAGGAAAUGAAAUGAUGAAAGCGAUUUGAUUUUCGACAUACUUUGUGUUGUGGAGUUGAUGGUAAUUGUCUGCGUCGUGUCCGUGAAAAGAGAAGCAAAAAUGACUCGUAGGUAUCUUUGCUAAGGUGAAGAAGUGCCGGCUCCGCGUCGUCUUAGCGGCUCGAUGGGUGGCUUGCAUGACUUGCGAGGUUUCCGAAAUGCUUUAGCGUGAUGCCCUUCAUCGACCAAGUUGCUCGUUCCUCAGCAAUUUGUCUCGAAGAGAUGUCUCAUGAAGGAGGAGAAG
This is a messenger RNA of Colletotrichum scovillei, 2388 nucleotides long. RefSeq lists its product as uncharacterized. Bases 362 to 1963 code for a protein of 533 amino acids. The record is from RefSeq and is a predicted model, not a curated record. Lineage: Eukaryota; Fungi; Ascomycota; Sordariomycetes; Glomerellales; Glomerellaceae. The transcript has 2 exons.